This is a messenger RNA of Frieseomelitta varia, 2017 nucleotides long. RefSeq lists its product as uncharacterized. The coding region runs from base 312 to 980 and encodes 222 amino acids. The transcript is spliced from 6 exons. NCBI's taxonomy places the organism in Eukaryota, Metazoa, Arthropoda, Insecta, Hymenoptera, Apidae. The record is from RefSeq and is a predicted model, not a curated record.
ACCCCUUGGACGAGGUAAACUCGCAUUUUGUGCGUCGAACGCACAGAAACGGGCCAUCCCUUGCAAAUUAUCAUUGCAAGCCUCGCAAGGGGCUACCAAACUAGGACGAUACAUCAUCGUCCCGAGUUCUUUAUUUCUUCAUGUGAUACUAUUUCGUUUGACAAUCGGAUCUUUCGUUUUCAUCUACGCGAGAGACAGUGAAAGUUAUUGAUUCUUAUUGUGGACUACGUUUCAGUGAUAUUCCGUGCUCCCUUUCCGCGAGGGACAAUAAUUGUAGAACAUUUUGAUUACAUUAAAAAAAAAGCGACAAAAUGAAGGUGGGACUGUUAAAGAAUUUCUUGCAUUAUUUCAAUCUGAAACAGGGUACAGUAUUAAUAGCAGUGUUCCAAUUGUUUACAUCCGGGUUUAGUAUGAUAUUUUUCGUGCUGGCACUGGCACACGCGAUGGGAAUUCAAGAAAUGGUGGUAAGGGAUACCGAAGAUGCUCUCGAGAGAGAAGCCUUAGAAGAUAUAUCAUCUAAUCAUCUAAAUACUAGGAAAAUGGAUAUGGCGCACCAUAACGCAACUGAAACGGUAUACUCGAUGUACUGUGGACUGGUGAUCACAGUGAUACAUUUUAUUUCUACUAUCCUGCUCCUGUACGGUGCGCUGACGAGCAAUCGUCACUUCAUGGCGCCCUGGAUGAUGGUCAUGAUGACGAUAAUAUCGGCGCUGACAAUUUCUUUGUUCUUGGUAGAACAAGACUGCCCGUUUAUUGCUACUCUUGGAGGCAAAGCUGAUAUCUGUGAACGUAUGAUCGUUCUCUUUCUCGUGAUCACUAGUUCUUACGUAUGGUUCGUCGUGUAUAGCACCUACAAGAGUCUCGAAACGAAAAAGGGACUGACUCACAUUCUUCACGGUGUGAAGAAAAAGCCUGUCGUUCCGGUUGUACAAAAAUCAAAAGCCGUUCAGGCAGACGCAAAUAAACCCUACGAGGUUUAAAAAUCAUUAUAUGAAGUUAUAGAAAUAGCGACAAAAAGUCGUAUUUAUUCGUUACAAUGAAUGUGAAAGGACGCGCUCGAUGACGAGAGGUUUCGUUAUCGAAAGAUAUCCUUCAAAUGACAGUGUUUUUUAAACAAAUUUUAAAAUUACACUCGGUCUGCCAACAAGGCCUACAGAUUCAAUCUUGUCGUCUAAAGUUUUGUAAUUGAAAUCAAAUCUCAAACGUGUUCCGCCUUUGACGAUAAUUGAAUAGAAGAAAGGCGAAUGAGAAAGGUGCGGUACAAACUUAUGUUGGAAAAACACUGUGCAACUUAUUUCUAUACGUAAAACACGAUGGAGAUGUUUCAUUUUAAAAGCUUUUCAUUAUAAAAGCUCAAAAGAAGUCUGCAGUACAAAAAGCUUGCUUUUAUUAUUAUACGUGUUACUUAUUGUUCGUAUUUUACGAUUAAUUGUCAAUAAAUAGCUUCGCGUUGUUUUUUUUUUUUUUUUUUUUUUAAUGAUACCUUAAAAUUUCGGACAACGCACACAGAAAUAUACAAUUACAAUUAUUCUUAAUGUAAAUCUAAACUGCAUAUCGAAAUGCGGCGACGCAUAUAUCGUAAUAUAAUAUACAUAUUUUUCAUUUUAAUCCGAAUGCCAUGACAAAUCAUAAAAUCUUUUCAAUUUAACAACGAUAUUAGGUUGAAAAGCUUUAGUUCAUAUUUGCGUAACAUGUAUUCUUUCCGUAAGACUGAAUUCUAAUUAUUAAUGUUGCAUACGAUUUUUCAUCGAAUUUCGCAUUAUUAUACAUUAGAAAAAAAGAAAAAAAAAUGAACACAUCGUUUGCAACUGAUCACUAUUAUUUUAUAUUUUAUUAUGAACAAAUACAGUGUUUUGUCCCAUAAUCACUUUUAUUUUAUAUUCGAUCUCAACUUCUUUGUCAUACUACAAUCUUAAUAUUUUGUGGUAAUAUUUCAAUAAUAACAACUAAAUGUAGUUAUUUCUUGUGUAUAUGUAUAUUAAAUGUAUGAAACCAUAAAAUAAAGGUUAUAAAACUU